CCUGUGUGUGUAUGUGUGUUUAUGUGUGUGAGAGAGAGUGUGUGUGUGUGUGAUAGAGAGACAGAGAGAGAGAGAGAGAGAGAGAGAGACGGGGUUAAACAUGGAUACGAGAUUAGACGUGAGUUGUAAACUAGUCCCGGCCUGAACAGGACAAGCACCGGCUCCUAACUGAGCGCAAACACGGGAUUAUUAUGCCCAGCGCCACCGUGUCCGUGCGAAGUUUAUCCGAAGUGGAGAAAUACCUCGGCAGCCGGAUGGACAGGAGUUCUCUGAGCAUCCCUGCGCCCAUGCGUCGGGGUUCUUCAGAGAACAACUUGGAUCUGGACCUGAGUGAUGGAAGCCCUGGUCCUGCUCUUGGCUUCGAGGUCCAGCGCAGCCGCUCUUGCUUGGACAACCUCCAGCAGAAGAUACUGAAAGUCACGGAGCAGCUGAAGAUUGAGCAGACGGCGCGGGACGAGAAUGUCGCCGAGUACCUAAAGCUGGUGAACAGUGCGGACAAGCAGCAAGUAGGGCGCAUCAAGCAGGUGUUUGAGAAGAAGAACCAGAAGUCAGCUCAAAACAUUGCCCAGAUGCAAAAGAAGCUGGAGCAGUACCAUCGAAAGAUGAAAGACAAUGAAAUCCACCACAGCCCGUCACCUCAUCCGUCCACUGUUAAACACAGCACCAUACCCAGGGAGUCUCCCAGACAGCUGCUGAGGGAUAUGACUGGCAGCGGCAGACACCCGACCAUGGACAAGAUCAAGACCAUCGGACCGGGCGUGUCCCUCUCCCCUCCUUUCUUCUUCAGCAAGCCCAGAGAAUUCGCCAACCUUAUCAGGAACAAGUUCGGCAGUGCAGACAACAUCGCCCACCUCAAGAACUCUCUGGACGCUUCCUCGCCGCUGCCCACUGACAGUGCAGGCAAGGGGCUGAGUAGCAGCACCUCUAUGGUGGGCAAGCCCAAGUAUCCCAGCGAUGAUGAGUGCUCCUCAGGGAGCGCUUCCAUUUCGGCGGACAGUAACGGGAACCCAGCGGGGGCGGGAGUGUCGGCGGGGCAGGCGCAGGGUCAGGGUCAGGGCCAGCAGGCCGGGGAGGACGGCCAGAGUAGAUUGGCCCUGAGCCUGGAGGAGGUGAGCGAGAUCAAAGAAGCCCAGAACCAGCUGGAGGAGGAUAUGGAGGAGCUGAAGUCUCAGUUUAAGAGAGAAUAUGGCAUCAUCAGUCAAACACUGCAGGAGGAGAGAUACAGGUAUGAGCGUUUGGAAGACCAACUAAACGACCUGACAGAGCUUCACCAGCAUGAGAUGACUAAUCUGAAGCAGGAGCUGGCCAGCAUCGAGGAGAGGGUGGCCUACCAGGCUCAUGAAAGGGCCAGGGACAUACAGGAGGCUCUGGAGUCGUGUCAGACGCGAGUGUCCAAGCUGGAGCUGCAGCAGCAGCAGCAGCAGACGGUCCAGCUCGAGAGCCGCGACGCCCGCGUCUUGCUGGGGAAGAGCAUCAACAUCAUGCUGGCCAUCAUCACCGUCAUCCUGGUGUGCGUCUCCACCGCCGCCAAGUUCGCCGCUCCGCUGAUGAGGAGCCGGCACCACGUGGUCGCUACCUUCCUGGGAGUUUGCUUUUUGACCAUAUUCUGGAAGAACUGGGAGCGUCUACAGUACGCCAUAGACAGGUUGCUGGUGCCUGCCUGAUGGUGAAGAGUGCACACUUUAAACAACACUGCAGCAGCCUGGAUGCUGUCAGUUGUCACGGUAGGACUGUCUUAGAGGAUUGGUUCUACAAUCGUCAGAAGACAUAAAUUCACAGUUUUUUAAAAUCAGACUGAAAUUAAAUUUUUGUGAUUUUUGUUUCUUGUCUAGAACUUGAAUGUGUGUUGCUAACAAUUUUCAUUUAACCUUUAAAAUAAUAUUUAUAUAACAGUACAUUUUCUUACUCCCCCCCUGCGGAUUGCUAUGGAAUCCUCACAAGACAUAAUAAGUCAAUUCAAGGAAUAAGAAGGGUGAAGAGAAGUGCAUUAUCACUACAGUGCAGCAGCGUGGCACUCGCGUUUUCCCGCAGUCGAGGUCAAAUUUGGCAAAUGGUUCUCCUUCUUAUUAUUUUGCUGCAGCUCGACUUUAACAGCUCUCAAACUGCGUGCACACGCAAACAGAACCAAAACCUCAAACUUGCAUUACUCCUUGGCCACAUCUAUGAAAUGCUAAACAUGGCUGAUGGGCGGGGUUUGUCACCUCUGCUAAGAGACGGUGCAGGGGUUUUUCUCUAUUUUUAGUCUACAUGCUAAUCCAAGCUACCUUGCUAUCGGUUGUAGCUUCAUAUUUAGCAUACAGACAUGAGAGUGGUAUCAAUCUACUAGUCUAACUCUCAGCAAAAAAAUAAGAAGCAUCUAUCCCCAAAUGCUGAACUACGUCUUUUAAUGAAGAAUCUCCAGACGGACUACAGCACAGAGGCAAUGGACAUCCUGUUUUUCUACGUGUUUAUUUUCUCUAUUCCUGAUUGCCUUGUCUGCUGUAUGUGGUCUCUCAUCUCUUAAAUUCUGUUUACUGUUGUUUAAAGUGCAAUACAUUUGAUUUCUACAAGCACUGUUUUUAAUAUGUUUCUUUUCAGACUUCCAUCAGUGUUUUUACAGGGCGUCGGCGCUGGGGGUUGGGGUUGGGUGAGGAAGUGUCAUUAAUGUUGGCAUGAGAGAUCCAUAACCACUGAAGCCACUGCUGGGCUCUGAUAAGACCAGCUGUCUCCUCUCUCAAGGGCCAGAAAUCAAUCCCACUGCAUUACCGAGCUGAUAGCGCGGUAAUAUCAACACAUGCCGGCUCUCCAGCUCAAGCACACAUGCGCACGGACCCAAGCAACACACAAACAGACUUGGCUCUCUUCAUGUCUUACUGAUCUGAUGUUUGUCUUUUACUAACAAUGUGAUUGAGAAGCGAUGGGUUAUACUGUGACACAAGCCUUUUUUCAGAGGAAAAAUGCGAAUCCCUUUUUUUAAAGAAGCAACAAACAGCCUUCAGCGCUCCAGUGAUGACAGAGGAGCACAUCACGGGCUCCAAGUGAUGAAGUACGAGCCUUUUUUUCUUGGACUGACUCACAUACUUUAUGUUCAUCCUAUGAAAAUUGCCUAUGCGGAUCUCACAUGAAGCUACGGACCACUUUUUAACGCUCGUCUGCCAUGAUAAGAUGUUAUAUGUUGAUGUUUGUUGUUGUUUGUUCUUUUAAUGACUGUAUCAUGUGGUUUUGUUCUCAUUUUGACAUGUUUGAGGACUUUUACCUGCAGAACUACAGAUCUGGUUUACAUUGUCCUUUCAUCUCUGGUGCACUAUGUGAUCAAUCAGUUGUGUUUUCAUGCAUUAUGUGCCUUUGUCUGACAAUUUCUGUUAAAUUAAACAAGUCUUUUU
Messenger RNA from Chelmon rostratus (copperband butterflyfish), 3362 nucleotides. Its product is annotated as transmembrane and coiled-coil domain protein 3-like. The record is from RefSeq and is a predicted model, not a curated record. Bases 192 to 1664 code for a protein of 490 amino acids. The transcript has 4 exons. NCBI's taxonomy places the organism in Eukaryota, Metazoa, Chordata, Actinopteri, Chaetodontiformes, Chaetodontidae. Gene Ontology annotation, cellular component: endomembrane system.